Arvicola amphibius (Eurasian water vole) is the source of this 3596-nucleotide messenger RNA. RefSeq names its product NudC domain containing 3 (gene Nudcd3). The record is from RefSeq and is a predicted model, not a curated record. Lineage: Eukaryota; Metazoa; Chordata; Mammalia; Rodentia; Cricetidae. The transcript is spliced from 6 exons. The coding region runs from base 247 to 1338 and encodes 363 amino acids. Gene Ontology annotation, cellular component: cytoplasm. Gene Ontology annotation, biological process: protein folding.
GCCGUUUUUACUUGUAGAAACCAUACUGGAUUACAUGCCAGUCUCCUUUAGGCGCAUAUCGCGGCGGAGGACAUCCAGCAGGGGAGCAAGGAGAACAGUCGCUUAUCGCCAAGUAGUAACAAGCGCGGACCGGAAGUCCCGCGUCUUCGUUGUCCGGGGGAGCCGUUAGGCACGCACGCCGGAAGUAGCCAAUCGGCCAGUGUGAGGCGGUGCCCACUGAGUUCGCGUCCCUCGGGCAGUGGAGCCAUGGAGCCCGGGGCUGCUGAGCUUUAUGACCAGGCCCUGCUGGGCAUCCUGCAGCACGUGGGCAAUGUCCAGGACUUUCUGCGCGUGCUCUUCGGCUUUCUCUACCGCAAGACCGACUUCUACCGCCUGCUGCGCCACCCUUCGGACCGCAUGGGCUUCCCUCCAGGGGCCGCGCAGGCCCUGGUGUUGCAGGUCUUUAAAACAUUUGAUCACAUGGCUCGCCAGGAUGAUGAGAAAAGGAAGAAGGAACUUGAAGAGAAAAUCAGAAAAAGGGAAGAAGAAGCCAAGGCUGUGGCAGCUGCUACGGUUGAGAAGGAAGCCGUGCCAGUCCCAGUGCAGGAGGUGGAGAUUGAUGCUACUGCAGAUUUGAACGGGCCUCAGGAAGUAGAGAAGUUGGAGUCCCCAGGUCCACAGGGCCCCGAGCACAAGGUGGCCAAUGGCUUGGAGGAGGCAGAAGCUCCAGGAACUGUCAGCAGUGCUGCUGAAGGCCCUAAGGAUGCCCCUGUGCUUCCCAGGAUUCAAGAACAGUUCCAGAAAAAUCCGGACAGUUAUAAUGGCGCCAUCCGUGAGAACUAUACCUGGUCGCAAGACUACACUGACCUGGAGGUCAGGGUACCAGUGCCCAAGCAUGUGGUGAAGGGGAAACAGGUCUCUGUGGCCCUUAGCAGUGGCUCCAUCCGAGUGGCCAUGCUGGAAGAAAAUGAAGAGCGUGUCCUCAUGGAAGGGAAGCUCACCCACAAGAUUAACACGGAGAGUUCCCUCUGGAGCCUUGAGCCAGGAAAGUGUGUUUUGGUGAAUCUGAGCAAGGUUGGCGAGUACUGGUGGAGUGCGAUCCUAGAGGGAGAAGAGCCCAUUGACAUCGACAAGAUCAACAAGGAGCGCUCCAUGGCCACUGUGGAUGAGGAGGAACAGGCAGUCCUGGACAGACUCACUUUUGACUACCACCAGAAGCUGCAGGGCAAGCCCCAGAGCCACGAGCUGAAAGUCCAUGAGAUGCUGAAGAAGGGGUGGGAUGCUGAAGGCUCUCCCUUCCGAGGCCAGCGAUUCGACCCAGCCAUGUUCAACAUCUCCCCUGGGGCUGUGCAGUUUUAAUGACCAGAAGGAAAGGAAGCCCUCAUCAUCGGGGAAGUGGAGACCUUGUCCCCUUCACUCCCUGCAUGCCAGGGACUCACUCCUCCUGAUCAGUACUCACCAUAAUUUUUUCAUGAUGAACCAGGCCUUCCGUGCUUACCUUGCACCUUCAGAUUAUGUUAGAGAAGGUGCAGGCCCAGCAGCUGCCUGGCAGUCUCUAUGACCAACACUAAAUGAAGGUGUUUGAAAUUAGGGAGGGACAUGUCCCAGCAAACUGGGAGCACAUGUUCUGUCUCCACAGCAACCAGCCACUGCAGGCAGCAUUUCCUUCUUCCCCUGUUCUCUCUGCUUGCUGUUGUUUUAACACUAGUCUGCUUGCUUUUUUGACUAGGGAUAAGGAAUGAGUAGGCUCUCAGACAAAGCUAAAUUGACGUGUGUGGACCAGGCACAUGCAUGCAGGCGGAUGGGGCAUGGCUGUGGGGCUGACCUCUCACUUGGUGAGACCUGUGUGUGUUUGUGUGCUCACUCUCUCUCAUCUCUUUGUGAAUACACUCGGCCAGCCUCAGCGUCGUGUGCAGAACGGCAGAAACGGGUCCGUUUUGCCUGUUGGAGAUGUUGGGAGAAAGUCUGAGAUUCUGGUCUUUGACCCAGGUGUGGCAAGGAUGCUGUCUGCCUUCUGACUGCAGCUGCCUUGCUUUGGUUCUUGUUGAAGUGGACCGGGCCUCGACACCACUACUUGCUCUAUUCAAGACCUCCUCUUGGGUGUGCUGUGUUAAAGCCUAGGUACCUUCAGGAAGAGAUACAACAUGUUAGUUGUUCAUUGGCAGAUUGUGUCAACCACAUUUCCUAAGCAGCCUUGACCGUGAAGGAUGCCUCAGGAAGGAAAACUUAGCCACUGACUUGAAGGCAACUAUAAUUGAGUCCAAGAAAAUGAAGAUUCCCCUGUGCCAAUCACCAGACUGCUCCUAGAACUCAGAUCCUCUGUGGCUGCAGAUCACCUUCAACCAUGGUGUGAGGACCUGACCAAGGGGCAGGGACCUGGGUGUCCCAGCCUUUUACAGGGUCGUCUGUGCCUGUUGCCACCUGGCAUCUCUGUUUGCCUGGCUCUCACUCUUGGUGUGUGUGUGCAGGUCUCUGUACUCUGGUAACCAUACUAACAGUGAGAAUUAAGACCCACCGAAGCCAAGGCAGCCUGCCCUCUGGAAAUAGCCUGCCUGAGUGCAGUUGAUACACGAUCAGAAGGAGCCACCGAGAGCAGGUUGAAGACUUAUUUCAAGAAGCCUUCCGUCAACUGUAUAGUCAAGAACUAGUUCAUUGCAGUCAUUUGAGGAUUUCUGGUUUACAGCUGGUAACUGAUGGCUCUUGUAAGAAGUCCAUACUGGGCGUUAAUCUGUGGGUGCAGAUAGACCAUGAUGGUGGUCAAAGGAGAGCAGUGGGCCCUAAAUACCCACUUUGGAGUCUGGACUUGUGAUUGGACACUGGUCACCAAGUUGAUGAGGUCUCUCUGAAGAAGUCAUCCUCGGGGAGAAUUUGUCACAUUCACAAGAUCCCCAGGACACUUUUGCUACUUGUUCCUGAAGUUUCCAUCAAGGUCCUAGGAUUUGCACAUCCCUGUCCCAUACAAGUUGUCCCACCUAAUGAAGGAAGUUUCAUGGUGUGUAUGUAUCUCCAGUCUUCUGUAGUCCUGCUCUCUUCCUCACCACCCUCAUCCUGUGGGUAGUCUUCCAGAAGGACUAACGGAGUGGGAGACCCCUGCAUCUUUUUAUUUGGGACAAUGUUUCACUUCUGUGGCAACUUACCUUCCUUUGGCAUGGUUUUAUUUUCUGUGUUGCUUUUCUCCUUUGUCCCUGCCUUCUUUCAGCAAACAAGCCAGUGUAGAAAAAGCAGCCUGGGGAACCGUGUUAGGUAUAGGCCAUAUGGCAGGAACCUGUGCUCUGCGAGUGAUCCCUGUGGCAUGUUAUAGUGCAUGGUGUGGUGGUGGCUACUGUAUCCACAUGUCUUCAUCACAGUGGGGCUCAACCCUAGCCCUCCAAGUAGAUAGCUCUUUGCCCUAAGACACUGUCCUGGCUCACCCUGCCACUGAAGCUGGCACAUUGCCUGUUUUCUCUUUUUAGACACGACAGCCACAAUUUGGUCCCUAAAUCCCACCUGCUGAGGUCUGAGGAAAGUAGGGUGAUUCCAUCCCCUUUGUCCAAAGACCCAGGAGAGUUGGGUUUCCAGCCUACAAAGCUGCUCUGACUCCUCGGUGUUGGUUUGCAAUAAAAUCUGUAUUUAAGCAA